AUGGCCAAAACUGAAACCGAAAAGUUGAAUAGAAUAUCCCAAGAUGUUUCAUCAAUAAAAGAAGAUAUUAGUCAGAUUAAGGCUACAACAGAUUAUUUAUCCACAGAACGGAAUGAAUUAAAACGACAAUUGGCUUAUAUUUCAGAUUUUAAAGCUACUAUUGAAAAGAAAGUAGAGACCAUUAAAAAUAAAACUCUAUCCCUAAAGCCGAACACCACUGCCCAGCAACAACUUCAACAAUCUUUUUUGUUACGAAGAUUUUGUAUACGAGAUUCAAGAGCGACUACAAACAGAAAAGAACUUAAUACUACUAGGAAUCGUAGAAAUACAAUCUACACGUUUAUAAGUGCGACG
Molecule: messenger RNA, 354 nt
Organism: Brenthis ino (lesser marbled fritillary)
Lineage: Eukaryota; Metazoa; Arthropoda; Insecta; Lepidoptera; Nymphalidae
Source: the annotation of a GenBank genome assembly